Podarcis lilfordi (Lilford's wall lizard) is the source of this 15721-nucleotide messenger RNA. The record is from the annotation of a GenBank genome assembly. NCBI's taxonomy places the organism in Eukaryota, Metazoa, Chordata, Lepidosauria, Squamata, Lacertidae.
AUGGCAGAACAAUUACUACAUUGGUGGUUGCUUUGGAGCAACAUUGGUUUAGGCCACAAGGCAUGUAUAAUAGAAAUCCACAUCCUAUUUAAAACGAAGGCUUCUACCACCUGCUUUUUUCCACCGCAUAUUUCAGCUUGGAUUAAAAUGUGCCGGUAGCUAUGGAUAUACUUUCUAGCUUUCAAAGCCUUUCAUCUGUUCGGUGUGCUUUUUAUGCCAUUCAUCAGGCCUCAAACAUUCUUCCCCUCCCCCCCUUUUUUACUUGAGACAAACACUCAAUUCCCUCUUUCUCAUUUCCCCCACAAAGUUGCUUUUCCAGCUUGCAUUUUGUUGAAAGCCGCCCACCCGUACUCUUUCUGAAUCGUUUAGUCCUUUAAUUAAGUUUAUAUUUACAGGCUGAAGGAGGCACCUGCUUGAAUUAACUCCAGACAACCAUGUUUACCGCCCAGCCGCUUCUUCUCAUGAGGCACUUGAAUAAAAUAGCUUAGAAGCUCGUGGUGCGUUUUAUUAUGAUGUUUUAUUGAACGUUUCUUCUUUUCCUUAUGUUAGGUCAAUAAUGUAUAAAUCAAACUUUGGAUUUAUUAUUAUUAUUUUUUUAAAUGAUAGGUUGUGAAAGCAAGAAAGGGUGGCCCUAACUUGGACUUUUUUCAGCCGGAACUUGCCGGAACUCAGUUCUGGCACCUUUCAGGUGGCACCAUUGCCAUUCUAAGAGAACAAGGGAGGUGUUCAUGGUGAGUUCCGGCACUUCUUUUUCUAGAAAAAUAGCACUGGGCUUAACAGUUUGGCCCUGUGCUACCAAGCCACUCUGAUUGUCUUAUUAAAGCAGGUGCCAAUCCCCCCCUCCAGCCUUAUUUCCAAUAUUGGGACUGGGGAUAGCUUGAUGAACUGACUCCCAGGACCAAUUUCCACCCACUUCUGUAGCUCCAAGGCUGGAAGGAAAUCUGGUUGCUUGCCAGAUGGAUUUGAUGACUGUUGCGAUUAGAAAUUUUGGACAGGUAGUGGGUAUCUAUAUAGAACCCACCCAGGAAUCAACUCAGGAGUGUGCUCUGACAGAUCAGAUGAGGGAGGAGGUUGUUGCUGGACCUCGGGUGGCAGAGGUGGAGGGAGCUGUGGCCCAGCAGGAACAUGAGUUGUUGAAUCUGACAAAUGAACUUGGAAAAAAACAGAUUUGGAGAGAUAGAGUUUUGUUUGGCUUGGAGAUGGGGGGCUGGAUAGACCCCCCUAUGCAGGGAUGUCUUGACUUUUCAAGUUUGGCAAUGGGCCGUGAGGAGUUUGGGGUUGUGGGGGUCCUCAACUCUGGAGGGACUUUGAAACAUGCUUUUAAAUACCACAUGGAGUUCAGUGUGGACUAUGGAAAAGGGGCUGAUCUGUCGAGAAGGGACAAAAAUACUGUCAAGUUGGAGUUUCCACGAGUGAAAGGACCAGGAGACAAAGUAAAGUACAGGUAUAAAUAUGAAGAAGAUCUGCGGAAGGGACAUGGAAGAGACUUAAGGGCCUCGGACAUAAGAUUACCAGGUUAAUGAACUAGAUGGAUGGGAUAGAAAGGACUGACAAAACCCGGGACCAGGAGGAAGAGACGUUGGAUGAAGAUUGGAAGAAAGUUUUAAAAUUUUUUAUUUAUGAUUGUUUUGUAAAAUUAAUGAGUAUUAGAAAAAUGUUGGAACGAAAUUAUUUGGCUUUAGCAGAAAUGCUAAAAAGAACUAUGCAAGAAUAUGCUAUGGUUAUGAGAAAUUGGUAUAAAUAAGAUUUAAGUUUUAAGUUUUAGGGUUUUUUAUAGUAAGAUAAGGUUAAAAUAGAUUAAGGUAAUUUAAUGACAGAAUAUUAUGAAAAAUGGGAAGGAUUUGCUGUGAUAAUUAAUAACUAGAAUACAAAAAAGGGAGGUGUGAGGAGGUUGAUGAAAUAAGGUAAUGACAGUUAAGGAUUUGGGAAUAUUGGAUCUGUUUUUAAAUUUUUGUGGUUUAUUUCUGUUUUUUGAUUUUGAUUUUGAUGCGUUAUGUGUUUUGUUUUUGUUUUUUGAUUUUGAUUUUUAUCGAUUUGUAUUGUUUGAUUGCUGUUUGUUUUCCCCCUUUUUUUCUUCUUUUUCUCUUUGUUCUUUCUGUAAUUUUAAAAUUCUUAAUAAAUAUCAUUAAAAAAAGGAGAGAGAUCUACUGUUGCUUAGCUUUCACCUCAGAACUCGCCUUUCAAUCUCUGUCCCCAUUUCAGAGAUUUGGAGCCCAAUGGCCAGCUUAUCUGUUCCUUUUUCCAUUUAUGAUUCUCUCUGCAGGUGGUCUGUUAUACCUUAUUCAUGAAUUCAGAGUUUAACUGAAGAAGUUGAAAAAUCAAUUUCCUUAGAAAAUGCAUGAGCGAUGCACUUUCUUUCAAAAAGUUAUAUUCUGUUCAGUUUGCGGCGUCUUCUUUUUCCCAGGGUUUCUGCACUUCAACGAGGCAGCACCUUGUUUUCUUUAAUUAUGGCAGUAGAUGAGGCCAUGCAGUGAAUCACCUUACCUUUUCCACUCCAGGAGAUUUGCUAAUCACAUCUACCUCCUGUUCAGCUCAUCUUCCUAGUGUGCUCAUCCAUGCAGCCAAGUAAGUGAAUUUGCCCUUUAAGAAAUUUACCUGUUUUUUUACCUGCUCUGAAUUUAUGUGGGAGGAUUAUUUACUGAAGCAUAUGUGCCUUAAAUAAAGAAACCAAGGACACGGCCAGGCAUAUAUAAUACAUAUCAAGUACCCUAUAUGGUCAGGGGUCCCUUUAUCUUUACCUUACCCUAUAUGUAUUUGUCUGAAUUGUACAUCUAAUAUCUACAUGUAGUACAGCUACAUAUGGCUAUCCCGUAGGCAGUAUUACAGCACAGUUGCCGGCCAUUUCAUGUGGGGGGUUCCAUUUCCAGCCCCGCUCCCAUUUCACCCCAGUUCCGCCCUUUGAAUGAUGCAUUGUGUGACGUUUUCAGGUUGGCACCGGGCGUGUGUGUGACUUUCAAACACUCAGUAAUUGGUCUUAAACAAAAACCCAGAGAUCUCCUAGAAAGUGGAAUCCUAGACUUACCUACCUGGAAGUAAUGCCCAUUGAUUUCAAUGAGACUUACUCCCAGGUAAAUGAGCAUAGGAUUGCAGGCUUUAGUUCUGCCAUGCUGCAUAGCAAACUGCCUUUGUAAUACACUGAGUUUCAAAAAGUGUUUGUUACACAGCAUGAUCAGGCUGCUGCCCGCCCCCCAGUCCAAAGUACUGUUGGGUAGGCAAAGUUAAAUCACUUUUCUAAAGAAUUUAGGUGUGUAUGAAAAUAAAGAAACCAAACACAAAUAUAUAGAGGCUUGAAUUCAGUUCAACAAUUGUGCUAGCAGGAGCCAGCACAACAAAUCCCGCUAGCAAUGGAACUUUCCCCUUGUCCUCCCCCCUAUGCCUCCACCAAAUGGGCUCUGGGAGCUGGGAGAACCCUCAGAACAGCACACAGAGGAAGGAGAGGGACAGUCAUUCAAUCUGAGAAUGCUUGCACUGAUGGAACGAUCAUAAUAGCACAAUGGUGAAUCCCUCGCACACUGACUUAACAUGGGGUAGGAAAUUAUGUUGCCAAUUGCUGUAAUGGGACAUCAUGGGUUUUCAAAUCAAACAUCAAUAUGAACACAGUGAAGAACUGGUGCUUGACUGGGGAACCUUGUGGCCCUCUAGAGGUUAUUGGACUCCAACUCCAAUCAGUCCCAACCAGCAUGGCAAAUGGCCAGGGGUGAUGGGAAUUGUUCAAUAGCAUCUGCAGGAAUUCCCCUCUGAUUUAGUGGCUGAUUUGGUACCAAGAUGAACUGGUUUCAUUGACUUUUCUUUGAUGAUAUCUGAAACCAUUCUCAAUGUCAAACACUUACCCGUCACAGCCAUUACUAACUUCUCGCGAAUGUGCUUCCCAAACUGUAUUUGGGUCUUUUAUAUUCCAUUCCUACCAGUUUAUUAGCACCUUGUUACAUAGUAUACUGGGUGUCUUUCAAUUGCACAAGAUAUUUGAAUCACUCGUGUCCAACCAAGUCAUUGACUAGCAUGGCUCAAUCAUGUUAGAGGAGAAAUGUGUCUUGAAAAUCUGAAACCAGCUUGGGGGCUACAUGUGAUUUUGACUCCUGAUCUAGCGAUGAGAGUCAUACAUGAAGUGUUGGAUGGGGUAACUGAACACAGGAACCAUGUCUGUGGGUGCACUUUUGGACCCAAGCAGGGGAUUAUUGUACAGGUGCCUGCUUUCAUCUGCACCCGACUCUUGAUGAACUGAGAUGCUGAUAAAAUGGGAUUGGGAGUGUAGUGUGCAUGAAUGCAGAUCGUGGAAGUAUAUGGAUUUUGUCUUUGGAUUUGUUAUAAUGUUCAUUAAAGAGGUGUGAGAAAGUUUGGAAUCUCCUUUGAACAAAGGGCACUGAAAUGCUUUAUUAUGUCAUUUAUUUCGGGAUAUAAGUAGCAAAAGUUAAGUUAUCCCCUGAGUUAUAAAGGAAAAUUCAGUCCAUGUGAAUUCUUCUUAAAAAACUCUAAUAAAUAAUUUUCAGCACUUUAUAGUAGAUUAUUUGAAAGUAGGCCAGUGGCACUCUUUCCCCCUCCCUCUCUGUCUUCUUCACUAGGCUAAAUGACAAAAUUAAAAGGGCACCCAGUGACACAUACUGUAUUCUGUUGGUCCAUUUUAUUUUUAGAGUUCCUUUGGAACGGGCAAUCUUUCUUUCUUAUAGCAACAUUACUGUCAUACCCUUUUAUGCUAACUAGGUAUAUGAGAAUGUUCUGCUUUCUUUCAUUCAAUAGUAUUGACUGAGUCAUGGAAAAUAAGUAGCCUUUUUAAAAAAGCAACAGAGAGAUGAUAUAAAACCCAAUCUAAUGCAAUUGCCCUUCCAUUUAGACUGUAAAUUUUAGAGAGUCAUCACCCAACCUACCCAAUCAACCCAUACUUCCCUGGAGUGUUGUACUCUCUCUUCCUCUCUUUACUUAUCCACUUUCUUCACACUAAAGGAAAUCUAUGGAAUAAUAAAACGCGUUUUACAGCAGACCAAUCACUGACACACGGUGUGGCCAUUGCCACCCUCCAUCUGUCAUAAAUUGCAAGAGUCAACACACCAUAGAUUAUAAUUGUCACAGGUUCAGGCUGUUUCUCAGUUUUGUAAUUCGAUAGUCCCCAUCUGGAGACAUUGGCCACACAGAACUUUGUAUAUCUAACGGUGCUUUUCACUUUUAAAAAGCACUUAUCUCUACUUCCCUGUGGGUCUGAGUAAGCAGCUUGUGCAUUUAUCUGCAUUGUUUUGGGCUUUUAAAAGAACAAAAGGGUUAAUGUUCUCACUGGCCAGGCCUAAAAGAACUGCCUUGUGCAUGGCUUUGCUUACCAAUGAUGACUCAAGCGAGAGAUGGAUUUAAAUUUUGUAAAUUUCACGCUGAAAUUACCUUGCUUCGCCUUUUAUGAACUUUGGGUCAGAUACAGUUGUCUGCUGGCUUCUGCACGUCUCUGAAAAACAUACCUACCUAACUCAGGGGUUCUCAGACUGUGUCUUCCAAGGAACACUUGAAAAUUGCUGAGGGCUUGGGGAACCACUUAAUGAUUUUUCUGCUUAUUUUACCCAUGGCGAUACACUGUGCUAGAUGCUGUGUGGCUUUUAAUUGUAUUUUUAUUGCUUCUUUUAUCUCUUCUAUUGUAUGCAUUGUAUUGUAAUAAAAUAAAGUACAAUAUAAGAAAUAAAAGAAGCAAUAAAAAUACAAUUUAAAAUCAAAACAGCAGAUCUUCUGAAUGAAGCUUGUCGCAGCAGGAGAGGGAAACCCCCUGGCUUCUUCAGCAGCCUGCCUCAUCUCUGCCUCUUGGUCCCCCUUCUCUCCAGCCUCCUCUUAUGCCUCUGGUUCUGGACUGCUCUCUGCCACAACCUCUUCAUGCUCACUAAGCCCUGUUACCUCUUUAGUUUCUGACACCUCCUUUUCCCAAUCUUCUCCCUCUGACCAUUCAUCAUCAUCCCACCACCAAUCCCCUGGCUCCCUCCAUCCCUCUGCAUCCAGCCAUUUCAAGACAAUAUAUCAGAAGUGACCUGAGCAUCCUUGCCACAGUGGAUGUUGCUAUCUCACGUUGGCAAGCCAUUCUGGAUGCCACUGCACUUUUGCAUAUCUAGCUGUAGGACAGUAGCAUAAUUUAGUAUCCGGAACAAAAUCCCUUCCUGCUUUUUCUUUCUGUUUAGAAGGAUUUGGACUGGUAUUUAAUAAUGAAAAGAUUCAUCUGUAUAGAAGAUGACCCCUGCCCCCCAACAGUACAACAAGAGUACAAUUGAUCUUCCAGACUAAUCUUGCACAAAAGUCUCCAUCCAUUGCUGAAAGCAAUUGCACUUUUGUGAGCUGAGCUGCAAACCUGUGUUAUUUUACAAACAGUUCCAAAUCAAAUGAAAAUGUAAUCCCCAGGGCCAGACUAUGUUUGUGUAUGUUACAAAUCUUGUUCUGCGCCCUAAACACCAAGUUUCUUUACAGCACCAUUACACAGCUGUAGCACAGUGACAGAGCCAAUGCUUUGCUCACAAAAGCUCCCAGGUUUAAUCCCUGGUGUUGCCAGGCAGGGCUAGGAAAGAUUCCUGCCUUGAAACCCUGGAGAGUCAGUGCCAACCAACUUAGACCAGACUAAGCUAGAUAGAUCAAUGGUCUGAGUUGGCAGCUUCUUGUGUUCCCAUAUAGCCAGCUGACUGUUGUGACUGAAAAGCAGCUGUCCUUAUAGGAUGGAGAUUGCUGCCAAACUACUUGAGCAUCUAGCUGAUAAAUCAAGCACUCAUCAGUUCAUUGGCAGUUCAUAACAGAUGUCCAGCUCCAACAUUAACCUUUCUACCUUGGUCCAGAUCCUUCACCUCUUCCCCCUUUUUUCAGAAAUAUAAUGAAGGUGACCACCAAUGAAGCAGGUGGAGUUGGUGGGUCCAGGCACCAGCUCAGGAUUUAGACCAGGGGUAUGCAACCUAAGGCCCAGGGGCCAGAUGUGGCCCAAUCGCCUUCUAAAUCCAGCCCGCGGACAGUCCGGGAAUCAGUGUGUUUUUACAUGAGUAGAAUGUGUGCUUUUAUUUAAAAUGCAUCUCUGGGUUAUUUGUGGGGCAUAGGAAUUUGUUCAUUUCCCCCACCCAAAAAGAAUAUAUAUAGUCUGAGGGAUGGUGGACUGGCCCAUGGCUGAAAAAGGUUUCUGACCCCUGAUUUAGACCCUAGAUGCUGCUACAACCAGGCCUGUGGAUCAGGGCAAAUAUCUUGUUUCAGGAAGGCUGUGUAAGAAUUCAUGCAAGCAAUUGCUCAUAUGGACUGGAUUCCCACCCCUCCUUCUGGCAGUUCUAGUGCUGAAUUCUAAGCUACAUUUGACACAUUGGCAAGUUUUAAUAUUAGUUUUGGGAUGGAGGGAGUUGCCAGAAGGGAAACUAAGAAAAAAUAAUAAUGCAAUGUGUAAAAAUGAUGCAUGUGCCUCUGGAUGGUCAUACAUAACUGCACAAUUAUUUUUGGCAGGAUCCUGCGCUAACUUAGGACUGUGUGUGCAGAAUAUGACAUAUGCCCUUCAAUAAUACCGAUACCAGGGCAAGGUGAAACCUAAAAUAAUGUUUCUUUUAUGUAUUGGGCUAGGAUCUGGGCGGCCAGGGCUCAAAUUUCCACUUUUGUGAACUUGGGCCAGUCACUGCCUCUCAGUUUAACCUACAUCACAGGGUUGGUGUGAGGAUUAAAUAAGGAGGGGGAAGAACCAUGUAAGCCACCUUGAGCUCCUUCGGAGAAGAAGGUGGAAUAUCAAUGCAAUUGAUUGAUUGAUUGAUUGAUUACUGGCCUUAAAACAUCAGCAACCAAAAUUAAAAAUGGCUAAAGAGGGGACACAUAGAAGAGAACGCCUUCACCCCAGUAUGGCUCCCCUUUAUCACAUACACAGUCCAACAAGAUAACAACAAGAAUCCACCAACAGUUUACAAAUCAAUCUGUCUUACUUGACCCAACAAACCUUUUCCCCCACCCUCCACAAAUGCAAACAAACCCCAUUGCAGCCAACCACAGGCAACCAGCCAUACCCUGGGCCCUCAAUUCUCUCACUCCCAAGGAAAUGUGACAAGUGAAUUGAAAGAGAACCUAUCUAGUUGACGCUGACACAAAACCCCACACAUACACUGUAAAAACAAAAACAAAUUUCACCACCACACCUCCUCUCCCUGCCCUCUUCUUCCUGACUUCAUACUGUACUCCACACUAAUGUCUCAUAACAAAUAUAACUGAUCUGUAUAAAAGACUGUACAACUUGAAAAAAGAGACAAGACGUGUACUUUUGUAAACCAAGAAAAUAAUAAUAAUUAAAAAAAAACCCAGCUAAAAGAAAAGGCUAAAACAGUCUCUCGUUAGAAUCCUAUGAAGCCUGAUUAAGCAGACAUGUCUUUUCCUGCUGCCAAAAAAACCCAAAGCAAUUGUGGUACCUAAUGCUCACCUGUUGUCUUUGUCCAUGGAGUUUUUGAGAAUUGAUGCAUUUGAAUUAUGGUGCUGGAGGAGACUCUUGAGAGUCCCAUGGACUGCAAGAUCAAACCUAUCCGUUCUGAAGGAAAUCAGCCCUGAGUGCUCAUUGGAAGGUCAGAUCAUGAAGCUGAGGCUCCAAUACUUUGGCCACCUCAUGAGAAGAGAAGACUCCCUGGAAAAGACCCUGAUGUUGGGAAAGAUGGAGGGCACAAGGAGAAGGGGACGACAGAGGACAAGAUGGUUGGACAGUGUUCUCGAAGCAACAACAUGAGUUUGACCAAACUGCAGGAGGCAGUGAAAGACAGGAGUGCCUGGAGUGCUCUGGUCCAUGGGGUCAUGAAGAGUUGGACAUGACUAAACGACUAAACAACAACAAUGCUCACCUGUAAGAGGAGAGCAUUCCACAAAUGUGACAUUGCCACAAAGAAGUCUCGUUCCUGUAUCACCACUGAAUAAGCCUCCCUUAGCAGUGGAACAUGAAGAAGCCCCCUCCCUCUGAUCUAAAAAACAGGGUAGACUGAUAUAAGAGACAUGUUCCCAAAUCAUUUAGGGAUUCAAAGGUGAGCAACCAGCAUGAUGAAUGGGGCUCAGAAGUGAAUAGGCAGCCAACACAGCUGCUUGAGGACUGGUGGAAUUUAGGGCUUCUUUGGACAACUUGCUUAUUCACUUGCACAAAAGUUGCAGAGGUUAUAUGAGGGGCAUUCAUUAUGACUUGUCUGCUGUGAGGUUAUAGGAGACUCAAGUAUUUAUCUUGAUUUGUUUGCGUGGAGGUUAUAAGACUUCCUGCCCAUCUAUGGUUAUUUCCUCAUCACCUUCCUAACACAAAGCCCUCCCUUUUUUUAAAAAAAGUUGGUUUUUGUUGCACAAGAGUGCAUUAGCGCACUUCCAUUGUGCAAAACUAAAUUUCUGGCAUGUUGUUGAAUACUUCCCACAAAAUAGUGGCCAUCUGGGGUGACCAUGAUCUCUCCUUGCUUUACCAGUCAGAAUUCUGGCAUCUGCAUUCUGCACCAAUUAAAGCUUCUGAAUUGUCUUCAAGGGCAACUCCAUGUACGAUGCAUUACAAUAAUCUGAACGAGAGGUUACCAGAGCAUGGACCACUGCCCUUAUAAGUAAACAGUUGUAGCUGGGCAGACCAGCUGAAAGUAAAAAGAAGGUACUCAUCACACCACUUAGUUUCAAGUGAAAACUGUGAAUCUCCCAAUACCCCCAUACUAUGUUACCUGCUCCUUCAAGUGGAGUGUAUUCUCAUCCAGAACAGCCUCUACACAGUAUCUCCAUCUUGCUAGAAUUCAGUCACAGUCUUUUUGCCCAUAUAUAGCCCAUUACUUAUAGUAAGUGUUGAAAUCCUAAGUAUUUCACAUUAGAUAUUGUCCAAUAAAAUAAUGUUGAUAGAACUGAAACGAAUACAUUUACUGGAGGCAGGGGGCAGCAUCGUUAACGCAAUCCAUUAACAAUAGAAGACCAGACUUGCAUAGAUGGAACGUAUCCUGGUGUUUUGUGCAAAAACAUAUUGGCGUUUUUAUUUGCUUUCAAUAUACAAAAGUUCUUUAUUAGUAAACAGUGUUACAGGAUUUUCUGCAGAUACCGGAGAAACAAUAAAAGAUAGCCAAUUACAACAAAUGGGGGGGAAAUCAAUAUUUUAAAUGAGCCAGAAAUAGGAAAUAUCUUCUGUGUGAUUUUUUUAAAAAAAAAUACAUUGCAUUUUGACCUUACUGGUAGGACAGUGUAGAAAAGGGCUUUUAAGAUGAAAAGCAGGUUAAACAUUGAAUCUGUGUUUGGAGGGCCUCAUUGCACAGAUGCUUACACAUAGCAGUUGACUGCUAGAAUGAGCCUUUCCUCACCAAAAAGCAAUCAGCACUGUUGGACCAGGCAAUGCGGAUCAUCUCUUUGGUGGUGCUGGUGAGGUGCAAGAGCAUCUUCCACUCCACACCCCUGGGUUGGAUGAAGGGCUUUCCAUUCCCUGACACAUGCAUCUGUGCACAGGGAGGUCUCCAGAUGGGUGAUAUAUAUGGGUAUUUCUUGAUGGAUGAGGACAAAUACAUGAUUUUCCAGAUGAUGGCUUGGUUGCACAAUGAUCACUGUGGCCAAAAUUACAGAAAAUAAGUAUUGUAUAAACACUGAUGGCAGGAUCCCUGAAGGGAAGAGAACUUGCUUGUUUCGCCAAUUCUUAUACAGCUUAAUUGCAGUCAUCUCUAAGCCAUGUACAAGUAAUUCAAUGCAAUAAGAAUGAAAACCAGUUGAAGCGAAGACAUCAGAAUUCAGUCUAAAUGCUUGCUGAAUUUAACAAGCUUUCAGUAGAUUCUGGGAGAUCAACAGGGUAGUGGCCUGCCUGACCUCAACAGGAGGGAAGUUCCAUAUAAUUCAGCCCACAAUACUCAAUGCAUGGUUGCUGGCGGAUGCAAGCUAUUUAUCCAAACCAUGGUGCACCAACAGAGACUCCCUCAACAAAGAGGAGGGCUAUAAUGAGUCAGGUGGUCCUUUAAGGUAUCCUGAACCCAAGUUGUUAAGGGCCUUGUAAAUUAAUACAAGAACCCUGAAGGCCAUUAGGAUAUGGACAUCCAGAGCAAGUUGUAUGUGAGUAAGCAGAGCACAUAUAACUUCUACUUUUUGAAUUAGGAAGAGCUUGCACACGCGAACCAGAUUAUCCGACUAAGGAUCUAUUUGCCUUGCACAAGUUUAUUUCAUAAGCUGCUAAGCAAAUGCCACAUGUGGAAUAAGAUACUGGGAUCUCGUAGCCCAAUUCUUUAGGCAAGAUCUAAAAGAAAAACCAGUUUAAAAUCAUUUGUCUCCUUACUUGCACUUAAUUAAUCCACUAGGGUUUUAUAAAGCUCUAUGCGGCCUAGGACCCACGUACCUACGGGACCGCCUCUCCUGGUAUGCCCCACGGAGGACCUUAAGGUCCACAAAUGACAAUAUUUUGGAGGUCCCAAGUCUUGUGAUUAGGUGGUGGUUAGGUUGGUCUCAACUAGGACCAGUUCCUUUUCAGUACUGGCCCCAGUACUGGUGGAACGUUCUGUCCCACAGGGACUUGACAUCUUUCCGCAGGGCCUUCAAGACAGAGCUGUUACGCCUGGCCUUAGAAUUCAGUCUGACCCUUAUGUUUCCCUCCCCUUAUGGUUUUGACUUUUAAAAUGAGGCUGCAUUUUAAAUUGCAUUUUAACCUGUAUUGUAAAUUGUUUUUUUUUUUCUUUCUUAUUAUGUUUUUACUGAAAUUUUAUUGGUGUUAGCCGCCCUGAGCCCGGCUCUGGCCGGGGAGGGCGGGGUAUAAAUAAAAUUUAUUAUAUUAUUGUAGGCAUAAAUAUUAAUGGGGGAUGGGUGAUUUAAUUCUAGAGGCCAAAUGCUUGACAUAUUUUGCUUUAUUCUUCUUGCCAAGCAGCACAUAACUUUUCUCUGUUUUAGUUUUUGAAGGUUAAAAACAAGCACUUCCAUGCUAGAUCAGGAACUGGAUGGGGCUUCCUUGCUAAAUGAAGAAACACAUGUGCAAGCUGUGAAUUCAUUGAGUUUGCCUAUCCCAGGUGAGCAUAUAGUGAAAGAAGUUUAAAAAUGGAGAUAAGCAGUGAUCAGCCAGUCUGUCAGUGGGGAGCUAGGAGUCUCCCUGCCUGACACUGCUUCUUUCUUCCCAAGCAAUAAAUCAGCACAAUCAGGGGUGCCAACUUGAUUAAAAUAUUGGGGGGCCCAGAUAAGCCUUGUCCUGCAUAAUCGACCACAUGAUGCAGUGCGCACACACCAUUUGAAUGGCAGUGUCCAUCAAUUGGGGUGGUGCCUCAAAUAUUUUAGGACUUGGCUCCUAUGAGCACAGUUACUGCUUUGUUAGGAAGGCUUUAGCUCCAGGUAGGUGUUAUAGUAUGGCCAAACAACACAUAAUGCUAAUGACUCCAAAAUGCAAAAGAAAAAACAUAUUCAGGCCAUUGCUCAUAGUCAGAAGAUUUGUGGUUGUGGGUCAAAUUAUCCAUGAUGCUAAACACACAAAUCCUGCUGGCAGCAAUGGGAGCUUCCUUUCUUGGAUAGCAGUAGCUGGGCAGGAUGUCAACUGAGUAUGUAGUGGGGAAGAAAAGAGUUAACCCCCAUGUACCACGGUUCAUAUUCUCAUUGGAGCUCCCAGCAGAUUCUAUUUAACAUUUAAAAUACCUUUUGCAUCUUAUGUAGUUUGAUCCACAGUCACAAAUCUACUGACUCUACGUACUCACCUGUUACAUGUGGAAACCCUAGAAUUUGUGCUAGUGCUUAACUCGUUGUAUGAAAGGAAGUGCAGUGUAAAGAAGUUUAGAUCUGCCUUUCAAAUAAUAGGAAUUAUGCUUACCUGGUAAAAGCCCCAUUCAACAGUAAUGCUUUAGCGUUAAGCAACAAGAACAUUCCAGGUUUCCCCAGUGCAAUUCUGUUGUUUUGGAAGAAGUUGCACUCUGCAUGGGUCAUUGGUACUCUUGUUGUAGGAGCACUGCUUCAACUCCCUUGUAGCAGACUGGGACUGUGAAUGAAGCCUCUCAUAGGAAUUGUAAGUGUUAAGCAGUAUAGGUGAGGAACAGGGGUGUUUUGAUUAAUAUUACAGGUGAAUUAGGUGUGAUGGUCCCUCAAUAUUUUGCCCCAUCCUUGCAGCUAUCACUAAUGAGCAGGGCCAUCUUGGAGCCCCUCUGCUGCAAAAUGGCAUUGACCAUAUCAUGAAUGCUCUUUGAAGAUAGUAUGAUUGGCAAAUACCUGAAGUGUAGAUCUUAGGUUGCAGUUGGGACCUGCCCUAAUUGGUGAGCUCUGAUAUGUCCCAAUCUAGAGAUCCCAUGAUGCCAGUAGUACACUACGAUUCGUACUCACCAGUACUGUAGAUUUCUGAGGGCAUCAUGGGGUCACUAGAGCUGUUCCUUUAUAUGGACUACAAUUUGCCUCUAAUAUUGACACAUGUUUUUAUGCCCCGUUGGCAAUUGGUUCCCAUUAGAUAUAUUGGGGGAAAGUGGGCACCUUUCUUUUCCUUUACAGUUUGUGACUCAGAUGACGGAACUUGGCAAGUCGGCAAAACUGAUUGGGAACCGCCCACUUUCCCAAAAAGAUUUUCUUCCUGCCUCCUUGUGACCUAGUUGGAGCCAGAGCCCAAUCCAAUGACCCCAUUAUGCCAAUAGGAGAUCUGUGACAGAGUUUCUCAUGACAAGAAUUAAGGUGCUUGCAUCAGCUGAGGCAUGUGUGUGGAUGGUAGUUCUGGGGAAUCUAGAAGCUUGCCCUCUCAUUUUGUGUUAUUUUAGUUGGCCUAAUAAAUAAAUUGCCCCAUUAUAGAUGUGGAAUUAUCACAUCUGAAGCAUAACUAGGCCACGGCUUGAGAGGUAUGAUACUCACUUCCUAUAGUCAGUUUUAUCUUCAGACUUCCCUUUGCUUAAAUUGCCUGCCCCAUUAUAUUUCAGAAUAUUUCCACAUACCCGCCAGCUUAAACCUGCCACUAAUUUGCCUUAUUAAUGUUAUACUCAAUAAAUAUAAAGAUAAAAAUUACUUAGGGCAUUUUCAUAUAUUUUAAAAAUAGACUCGUAUGUUUGUGAAAAAUAUAAAUAUAAGAGUAAAAUAUUUGUUUAAAAUAUAUCACCAAUACUUACUUGCAAUAAACAAAACUAUGCUGCAUUCUAGCACAACAUAUUUCUUGCUUCCAAAUGAACAUUCAAUACUGGAUCACUGCUAUUAUCUACAAAACAUAGGUCACUUUCCAUGAACUACAUCAAGAGAUGUGCACAUAGGUUUCUGUGUGCCUAUCACUUGCUGGAUCAGAAACCGUGGGCUUAAAACCCCAUUACUUCAAAGUGGAUAUAGAGCGGCCCUUUUAAUUUCUCUUGGGAGUGCAUCUGAAUGUCUGUCCCCAUCCACAUUGACACAGCCAGUCAUGUUCAUCUAGAGGUGGAAUUAUGUCCUUAUUCUUUUCAAUGCACUAUUUCAAAGGUGCUCCCUUUUUAAUUUGGGGUUUAGGACAUGUAUGCAUUGAACUUCAAUAAUGUAUAUGGGCAUGAAAAGUGCUAUAUCAAUGUUAAGUAUGUAAUAUGUAUGCAGGAGGAAAAUUCACACAUGAAGUAUUUCUUGUAGAUGUAAUAAUUACAGCAGUUGCCCACUGACAGAAACAAGUCAUUUUUAAGCUGCAUAACCUCUUGCCUUUUUUAGUAGUGGGAGCUGCCGCGAUGAAAGUGAUGAAGAAUGUUCUGACUGCAUACAUAGUUUUCCUUUAGGAUCAGUUUUGGAAAGUUUUGAGCCUUAUAUCCUGAAACAGUACUUAGCAGUAAUGUAUCUUAAAAGUUUUCUAGAGUUGAAUUGGUUUUGUGAAGCAUGCUUAUAAUCUUGGUAAAAUGUCAAAUCUGAUUCAGUUUUUAUUGAACUAUGGCUGCGUCACUGGAUAGUCAUAUGACUUUAAAUCUGCAAUACUAUACAGAUGUACUUGGGACCAGUGCUAUUUUUCUAGAAAAAGAGGUGCUGGAACUCACCCUUACUCUCUUAUAAUGGCAAUGGCGCCUACCUGAGAGGUGCUGGAACUAAGUUCCAGUGAGUUCCUGCUGAAAAAGUCCCACUGAACUUAUUUCUAAAUAGGUUGCACUGUGAGAGCACUAGAGUUCAUAUUGUUGUUGCUGGCAUCCAUAUGACUCAAGCAACAAUGGAGUGCGACUUCAGGGUAAAGUCAAACUGCUGCAUUAACAGCAGUGAAGUGACCUUCCCAGGGCGCAAGCAUGGACAGUGUGUAUGGAAGUCCUGGGCUACCCAGACAUCAUGACUCCCCACUUGGCCUCACUGAUGGGGUCCAAAGGAAAGCAGAUAAAUAUAUUUGGCACCAGCUUGGCUGCAGGAGUUGUUGGAAGGAGGUGUACAAGGCAUCAUGCAACCAUCUUAGGGACUCCACUCUGGAUUUAUGUAGGGUUAACAUAAUGUCAGUAAUAAUAGCAGCAUAUUUAGGGUGCAGGACUUGCCCAAGACAUUUUGUGGCAUGAGGUGAAAGAGAAUAUGACACCUCCACUCCCAACCCAUUCCAUGUACUCUUAAAAUUUCACUGCAACACUGACAACUUGACACUGUCUCCCACCAUCUCUGGGGAACAGGUGAGGAGGAGGAGGAGGAAGGCAGGCUGCAUGGGACACAGACUCUCACCUUCCAGUACCUGCUGCCCGAGGCGGCUGUCUCAUUCUACCUAAUGGUAGAGCCGGUGUUGUCUUGGUGUCAGCUGGCUUCAAAGUGAGACUAGUUUGGAAACUUUGCACUAGACUAUCAGUUAAGGUCGUUGAAUUGCUUGAAGAAACCAAUGUAAAUAGUAUGAAUGAGUUUUAAAAUGGCACUUACCUUGAAUGCAAUCUUAUGUCUUUGCUUUCAUAGGUAA